Messenger RNA from Melanaphis sacchari, 1243 nucleotides. RefSeq names its product DNA polymerase subunit gamma-2, mitochondrial (gene DNApol-gamma35). NCBI's taxonomy places the organism in Eukaryota, Metazoa, Arthropoda, Insecta, Hemiptera, Aphididae. The transcript has 7 exons. Bases 85 to 1221 code for a protein of 378 amino acids. The record is from RefSeq and is a predicted model, not a curated record. Gene Ontology annotation, cellular component: cytoplasm; mitochondrion. Gene Ontology annotation, biological process: mitochondrial DNA replication.
AAUUAUAAUUUAAUAGAAAUAUUUAUUAAUUUAACUCAUAGCUAUAUUUUAUCAAAAUUACUUUUUCAAUUUUAAGACUUCAAAAUGAGUCUACUCAACAGAAUAUUACCUAUGUGCAAAGCUUAUGCAUAUGUGGAACCAAUAAUUAUCAAUAAUACUAUUGACCAUUUAAAAUAUGGUGCUAUAGGUGAACUAUUAUGUCAAAAUAUCAGAAAUGAAUGGUUGUAUAGCAAUGUAACCAGUAGAGAUGAAAGUGUAUUUCAAUUUUGUAAUGCACAGAAAAAAUACAACAAUGAUAUUUUAAGUCUUAAAGAUCCAUUUAUGAAUGCUAAACAGUUUUGCAAUAACCAAUUACCAUUCAGUUUUGCUGAUUCUAGAAGUAUCUGUGAACAUUCAGAUUCCAAGGAUUCCAGCGUUGAAGAUAGAAAAUGUUUUAGUCCUAAGAACUUUACAAGAUUAAAAUAUUUUGCGUUUUGUAUACCAGAAGAAAGUCAACAAUUUUUCUAUCACUGGCAAAGGCAACGCAAAAUUUGGUGGAGAAAAUUCUCGGCAAAUCCUGGUAGAUUUUCAUUGACAGAAAUAUCAACCGAUGAUAAUGGCCAAGAGACCACAGAAAUUCGUGCUGAAUUUGAAUGGGGCCACGAGACAAUUGAAACCAUACGCAACGUAAACACUAAAAUAUUCGAUAGUCUUGAUCCACCAGAACAAGAAAUGUUUUUAUCAAAGGUAGGAAAGAGAAAAGUCUUGCCUCAUGUUGUGGAAAGUGAAACCAGUCUCGAAAAAGCAUGUAUGGUGUUUCUGUGUGAUGGAUAUGCGGAAUUGCCUUAUCACAAUGAUCGCAGGGAAGUGUUCCGGUUCCAUCGUAAAUUGGCUCCGUAUAAAAUAACAUUCGCAGCUCCGCCAUUAAAUGCCAAAAAAGCAGAUGAAUUGAGGCAACUCUCCAUAUACUUGGGACUAAACUUAAAAAAGUCCGGAAUAUCGACCUUAAUAGCUCCAAACAUAGCGAAAAAAUCUCUCGAAUCGCAAUUCACAGAUUCGGACUACCUUGGCAUACCUUAUAUAGCUGUACUGAAUGAGUCUACUUUAGAAGAUGGAAUUGUAGGACUUCGUAGUAUUGAAACUACUCUUGAGGAAGGACCUAUUAGAACAAAGGAAAUAUAUGAAGUUAGAAAAACAAUAAAUCAUGAACAUGAAAUAAUAAUGCAUGUUGAAUUGAAAUAAAUAAUAUUUAUCACAGACAAAG